Messenger RNA from Penicillium cinerascens, 1716 nucleotides. RefSeq lists its product as uncharacterized. Lineage: Eukaryota; Fungi; Ascomycota; Eurotiomycetes; Eurotiales; Aspergillaceae. Bases 1 to 1716 code for a protein of 571 amino acids. The record is from RefSeq and is a predicted model, not a curated record. The transcript is spliced from 4 exons.
AUGUCCAACAAUCAAGGCUUUGGCCAGGGAGACCAGCGGGGUCAACAUUUUGGCUUUGGUGGCCUUGGAUUCUAUGCCAAGGGUAUUGCAGCCGGGAUUGGUCUUGCGUCAGAGAGUAUUCAGGCACACAAAGAGAAGAAGAAAAAGACAAAGAUGGUGCCUACAGGUGAAACGCAUCAGCAUCAAUCUCGGGCCCCAUAUGGCGAGCAAGCACGAUCCGUCCCACCACCAGCCUACCACUACAGUGCAGAACAGCCAUUUAUACCGACACUGGAGGGAGAAGGAUCACAUUUGAGUCAAACGGAAAGCUCUGGAGAAGGAGGACGCGCGCAAGAGGACGGCGAUGAGGAGCAGUGGGACUUGGAUGACGCGCAGGAUGACCUCCUUUCACGGGAACCUGUUCAUCCAAACAAACGUCCCUUUGCUCGUGAUCCCAAGAAAACGGUCCAGUACUUCAUCGAUGAUUAUCCGCUCCCGCAGGAGAUACAGUCACCGGGAAGAUUGGCUUUUCCAGUGGUCUUGCCUCAACGCAGACCUAAAGACCGGACUCGUGGCUUCAUCAGAGCAUAUGCGCCAGAGUUGAUGAAUGCAGGAAUUGACCAGGAUAUGUUUCUCGGCUUCUUGGAAACGUUCAAUACCGCCACACAAGCUUCGCCGUGGAUAAACGCUAUCAACAUGGCCGGUAUUGCUUUGUUACCAUUACACCUCGCCCCCGGAAUUGGUCAAGCAGCCACCGUGGCGCUUUAUCUGACCGUGGAGAUAAUGAAAAACAUGCAAAGUCGAAAAAGAUACCACACGGUCAUGGACCAGAUGAAUGAGCAAUUCUUCCAGCCAAGGGGCCUCCAUGCUAUGGUUUUGACCUGGACACCCGAGACAGAUGCUACAGAAGUAGGAAUCAACUUCAACGAGACAUUUCUCAAAAGUACAGCCCCUCCAGAAGGUAUUGCCAAAGUUGUGCGAAACUUCAAGCCUUCCGUGGGUACCACAAAUGGCGUUCCAUUUACAGAAACGGCUCCUCUUGUUUUCCCUGCUCUCGAUAAAUUGGCCGAUGAUCAAACAGGAGCAGCCAGAUCAAAGAGAGAGAAGAUCAAAGGAGUGAAAAACUUUGCUAGCGAGUACUUCGAUCGUCGCGCGCAGGCCAAGCAUGCUCUUGAAACCCCUGAUAGUCAAUUAGCCGUUGGACCUAAGCCUACUUUCACAUCGUGCUACUCCGACCCCAGUAACCCUACAAACAGUGGUGACCUCCUCGCACUCGUCACUGCUGGGAAGCUGAGUAUGCCAGUGAGAGGCGGUUUCGGCGGGCUAGGUGGUGGAGGGGGUCUGGAUGGCCGUGCCAUGAUGAGAUCUCACAGCCCCUUAAAUGACAGAUUGGCAAUGUCUUACGGAGGACCAAGAGGUCGCAUGGGGAUGAUAGGUGGUAGUAUGGGCCAGCAACAGACGAUGGAUCGGCCGAGUCAAGGCGAAAUUGGUUAUAACCAACACUAUGCCAGCCAGACAACCAUGAACCAGAUGGAUAAUCAGAGGACGGCAAAUGGUCCCGGAAUAGGAGGAACUCAAAUUGGAUUUGGGGGAGCCAACUUGAUAGUCAACGGUGUGAAGCGUGUUCUUCGCCAUCAUGUUCUUUAUCUCCUUAUCGUCAACCUACCAACCGAAGAGGAAAUGGAAAAUGCGGCACCAUUCAUGGAGCAGACAUACUCUGGGCAGCAGAGUGCUUAG